CUCAGCAAAGGAACUAGCAUAAACAAACAGAAUAAAGGUUUUGUAUUCACUGUUCCAAGAAAAGAAAAUGGCAGAGAAAACUAACCAGCAGGUAUACCCUUUCACACCAGCAACUAAGCAACCCAGAAAUGAUGAAGAGUCUGGCGCUUUAACUUCUAAUCAGGAGCUCAAGAGAAAGAAAAGGAUCAAGUUAGCCAUAUAUAUUGCUGCUUUUGCUGUGUUUCAGACCAUUGUCAUCUUGGUCUUUGCUCUCACUGUGAUGCGUGUUAAGACCCUUAAGGUCAGAUUGGGAACUGAUGUCACGUUCCAGAACUUCAGCACUGGUACCCAAGCAUCACCUGCCUUUGACUUGAGCUUCACAACCCAAGUUCGGGUUAAGAACACAAACUUUGGUCCCUACAAAUUUGAUAGCACCAUUGCCACGUUCAUGUACCAGGGUGUGACAGUGGGGCAAGUCAUUAUUCCUAAGGGUAAGGCUGGGCUACGUUCGACCAAAAAAGUUGGUGUCACAGUAAAUGUGAAUUCAAAUGCGCUGCCAAGUACUACCAAUCUUGGAAGUGAGUUAGGUGCUCACGUUUUAACUCUGAACAGCCAUGCCAAACUUAGUGGGAAAGUGGAGUUGAUGUUUAUAAUGAAGAAGAAGAAAUCAGCCGAAAUGAACUGCACUAUGACUAUUGAUUUGUCAACAAAGGCGGUCCAAUCUAUGAUUUGCUAGUAAACAUAAACGCUGUUUAGCUUUAUUUCUUUUAAUUCUAUAUUCUUUUGAUGGAUUUGUAAUUGUUUUGUUCUUAUUAUCAUAAUUGUUUGGAAUUAUUUGUAUUGACCACAAUUUACCAUGUGAGAGUUAGAAUAUAUAUUUCUUUUUGGCAAAAAUAAAAUUUACACUAUAAAAUUUAAAUUUGAUGAAUUAUCAUUUUAAUACAAUAAA
Messenger RNA from Quercus robur (English oak), 928 nucleotides. Its product is annotated as late embryogenesis abundant protein At1g64065-like. The record is from RefSeq and is a predicted model, not a curated record. Lineage: Eukaryota; Viridiplantae; Streptophyta; Magnoliopsida; Fagales; Fagaceae. Bases 68 to 715 code for a protein of 215 amino acids. The transcript has a single exon.